Messenger RNA from Desarmillaria tabescens, 1404 nucleotides. RefSeq names its product Intradiol ring-cleavage dioxygenase. The record is from RefSeq and is a predicted model, not a curated record. Gene Ontology annotation, molecular function: oxidoreductase activity, acting on single donors with incorporation of molecular oxygen, incorporation of two atoms of oxygen; ferric iron binding. The transcript has 6 exons. The coding region runs from base 329 to 1372 and encodes 347 amino acids. NCBI's taxonomy places the organism in Eukaryota, Fungi, Basidiomycota, Agaricomycetes, Agaricales, Physalacriaceae.
GACAUCGACAUCGCGGAGCCUCUUUUCAUAAAGAAUCCUUGAGAAAAUAGCGCCGACAUAUAGUUACGGACUAAGCCUAUUCCUCAUCGAUUCCUCAUCGUUCCUCAUCCUUGAUACAUGCGUCCUUUCCCAUCAAAUUCUCUCGCCCGCCGGGAGCGGACAUCGACGUCGGCCAUCUAGGCUGUGGUUCGAGAACUAGCUGGAUUUCAAUAUCUUUGCGGGGAGCGGGGCAGCUGUGGGGGAAAGUACUGAGACAAGCGGGAAAAGUGUAUUCCGGGCCCUCUUAUUUACAGCUGUGAUCAGAAACGAAACCACCCUCACCUUCGCAAUGUUGCUUCCAUCUCACGCUCUGCUUAGUCUGCUUCUACCUCUUCUCGCUACGGCCCAUUCGUCUCCCAAGACCUCAGAAGAAAGGGAGGUUCAACGAGCACUGCAGCGGGCAGCCUAUCACUGUGCCCCCGCUGUAGCCGAGUUUACUGCCCACCGGAAGAGAGCAUGGGCACAGAAGGUCUUGGCUGGCAACCCCUCGCUUCCUGCAUAUCAAGACUUGUUUGCCGAUGGCACAUACGACGCAGAGCCUGGGCAGGAACUCAUGUCUUGCACCCCAGUCACUGAGGAAGCCAAGAUGGAAAACAACACUUGUGUUUUAACUCCAAUCGUCACGGAAGGACCCUACUACCAUAAGGUCGGCCAUCCGAUACGCCAGAACAUUGCGGAAUAUCAGAUCGGUGUACCUCUUCUCCUCGAUAUUGGUGUCAUCGACGUCGAGACAUGCAAACCUCUUCCAAAUGUCCUCGUCGAUAUCUGGCAUGCUAACGCUACGGGUCACUAUGCUGGGCACCCCGAGCCUACGUUUGAGCUUCGCGAUGAGAAGCCUCAGGUUGGCGGAAAGCGGAACGGACUGCUGAGCGCGUUCCCUCGGACGAAGCCUGCAGAGACGUUCUUGCGCGGCGCUUGGCCGACCAAUGAGAAUGGCAUUGCCCAGUUUUCGACGAUAUUCCCAGGAUACUAUACAGGACGCGCAACACAUAUCCAUACCAAAGUCUUCCCUAGCUGGACUCCCCUUCCAAACGGCACAUUCGAAGCUGGAAAACUUGUCCACGUCGGUCAAUUCUUUUUCGACGACGAGAUAAACGUACAAGUUGACAAAAUACAUCCCUAUACGACGAAUCCCAUCAAAGACACAGUUGGUCGCACGCGUAACUGGCGCGACUCUCUUAACAUCUUUGAGGAUUCUCAUGGUCCAGAGGGCAAAUAUAACCCGGUUUUCAGAUUGGAAAUGCUCGGCGGAGUUUUUAACCAGGGCUUUGCUGGAUUCAUUACGAUGGGUGUCAAUACCAGCGUUGAGGUUGACAACUGGUGGAAGGGCUAAUAUUUGUCUUCAUCACCGUUCGAAUAAAAUCG